GGACAGCCAAUAGCGAUUUUCCUUACUGAGGAGUUGGCAACACUGACGCGGAAGUAUUAUUGUGCACCUGCAGUAGAUGAGAGCGGAUGUUCUAACAGACCAACAUCUGCCUGUGUCUCCUCCACUAAAACCAGCAGAGAUGUCCCAGCAGCUCCAGUAAAGCCCAUCAGAAGCAGCAGACAGGAGAUGACUUUGUGUUCACCGCUCCGUUCGCUCUAGUGUCUCUGAAGCAUCAGGAUGCAGAUCCUGGUGGCCAAGCUGCUUGGCCUGCUGGGCUUGUUCGGCCUUAUGCUGGCUGGUGUGCUGGUCCCAGUACGUCUCCUGCUCGUUGACUGUGAUAGAGCACAGAGAUACAGGAGGCCAUUGUCUCUGUGCAAUUCAUUUGGAGGGGGCGUGUUCCUCGCAACAUGCUUCAAUGCUCUGCUUCCUACUGUCAGAGAUAAGGUGGUCGAUGUGUUCCAGCAGCUGAAGAUCAGCAGCGAUUAUCCUCUGGCUGAAACAAUGAUGAUGCUCGGCUUCUUCCUCACCGUCUUUAUAGAGCAGGCUGUCCUCACCUUCAGGAAGGAGAAGCCAUCCUUCAUCGACCUCGAGACUUUCAACGCCGGCGGCUCCGAGGCCGGCAGCGACUCUGAGUAUGAUACCCCUUUUAUCUCCUCAGCACGGGGCUCACCGAGCAACGGCGGUCACCGCUCCCACGGCCACCACCACGGACACUUCAACCCGGCCGAGCUGGCGGGGGCGGGGCCUCUGCGGCUGGUCAGCUUGGUCCUCGCUCUGUCCGCACACUCCGCAUUCGAGGGCCUGGCGCUCGGCCUGCAGGAGGACGGGGCCAAGCUGGGCAGUCUCUUUCUGGGCGUGGCUGUGCAUGAGACACUGGCAGCCAUCGCCCUUGGGGUGAGCGUAGCUAAGGCAUCUCUCGGCAUGAAGGACGCCACCAAGCUGGGUGUGACAGUCAGCAUGAUGAUUCCGCUGGGCAUGGUGGUGGGAAUGGGCAUCGAGUCGGCUCAGACGCUGGCGGGCAGCAUAGUGUCCGUGGUGCUGCAGGGACUCGCUGCCGGAACCUUCCUGUUUGUUACCUUCUUUGAGAUCCUCACCCGGGAGCUGGAGGAGAAACAGGACCGGCUGCUCAAAGUGCUUUUCCUCAUCAUCGGCUACGCCGCACUCGCUGCUCUCGUCUUCAUCAAGUGGUGACAGACACCCAGCGAUGCCAAACUACACUAAGAGUUCACUUUAAUGAAGCAAUCAGUUGUGGGAGGCGGGAACAUGUGGCGUUUCUGUU
Pundamilia nyererei is the source of this 1279-nucleotide messenger RNA. Its product is annotated as zinc transporter ZIP3. NCBI's taxonomy places the organism in Eukaryota, Metazoa, Chordata, Actinopteri, Cichliformes, Cichlidae. Gene Ontology annotation, cellular component: plasma membrane. Gene Ontology annotation, biological process: zinc ion transmembrane transport. Bases 238 to 1191 code for a protein of 317 amino acids. Gene Ontology annotation, molecular function: zinc ion transmembrane transporter activity. The transcript has 3 exons. The record is from RefSeq and is a predicted model, not a curated record.